GUUAUUUCUUCAUCGUCCUCUCCAGGCGCUUCACUGAGCUCACUCUGUCUCUCUGACAAUCUCAACUCCAUCGACUCUCUAGUCCCUUACCAUCCCAUCUCAUCGCUCUCACUCUCAAACCAUCGAGUCUUCUCAUUAGGCAUAUCGACGCCUCAGCCUGAUAUCUCAUUUAUUCGACGAACUUUGAAGCUCAGGGCUGUAACCACAUGACGACCAAAUCAGUAGUCCAAGACUUCUCAUCUGACACUUCACGCCGACCCAAUCCUUCUCCAAUCUCUGUCAAGCCUGAGACUCCAGCCACUCUACGCCCUCCUCAACCACCUGCUAACUCAGACGUUCAUAUCGUACAUGUACCUAGCUAUUCCAGGUGGUUCUCAUGGGACCAUAUCCACCACUGUGAAGUUCGAUUCCUCCCAGAGUUUUUCGAUUCUCACUCACCUUCCAAGAAUCCUAGGCUUUACAUGUACUAUCGCAACAACAUCAUCAAGCAUUAUAGGGACAACCCUGCCCGAAAGCUCACCUUCACUGAUGCCCGUAAGACUCUCGUUGGUGAUGUUGGCUCCAUUCGCAGGGUUUUUGAUUUUCUUGAGGUUUGGGGUUUGAUCAAUUACUCCUCCGCUCUCAACAAGCCCCUUAGGUGGGAGGACAAGGACAGCAAGGCUGCCUCUCCGGUCGCUGAAUCCCCCACAGGUUGUCCUGAGGACUCUUCCACUCCCAACAAGGAGAGCCCCAAGAAGAGAGUGUGCCAUGGUUGCAAGUCUCUUUGUAGCAUUGCCUGCUUUGUUUCUGAAAAGUAUGACAUGACUCUGUGUGCAAGGUGCUAUGUUCGCGGGAAUUAUCAGAUUGGUGUAACUUCUUCAGAUUUCAGGAGGGUUGAGAUCAAUGAAGAGAUGAGGAGUGAUUGGGCAUAUAAAGAUACUUUGCAUCUUCUAGAAGCUCUCAUGCAUUAUGGUGACAAUUGGAGGAAGGUUGCACAACAUGUCGGUCGAAGUGAGAAGGAAUGCAUCACUCAUUUCAUUAAAAUUCCUUUCGGUGAAGAAUUUAUUGCUGAUUUCGAUUCUGGGGAUUUCUACUACAAGAAUAGUAGUCCUUUGAAAGACUCUCUGGAUUCCAAAUUUGGAAUGGAGAGUAAUGGUACACCAUCCCCAAGUAAAAGAAUGCGUCUCACACCUCUUGCAGAUGCAAGCAACCCAAUAAUGGCUCAGGCGGCCUUCCUGUCAGCUUUGGCGGGCAUAGAGGUUGCAAAAGCUGCUGCUUGGGCGGCUGUAACAACCCUUUGUGAGGCGGAUUAUGAAACAAGUAGACUGAGUCUAGGAUCUCGGGCUUGGAAUGCAAGACAGCAUGAAGUGAAUGUUGAAUCCAAUGGGGACACCAACCUAGAUGAACUGGGAGGUGCUUUUGUAGAUGCAAAUUCACAGCUUGAAAAGGAAGGGAUGGAUGUGGAGAGAGCAAUUUCUGGGAUUACAGAGGUGCAGAUGAAAGAGAUUCAAGAGAAGAUUGUUCGUUUUGAGGAGUUAGAUUUACAGAUGGAGAAAGAACGGCAAAAACUGGAGCAAAUGAAAAACAUGCUCUUUGUUGAUAAGCUAACACUUUCAUUUCAUAAAACUUGUGCACAAAAAACUGAAGGAAUGGAGAAGAAUAUACAAACAGACUGA
This is a messenger RNA of Prunus mume (Japanese apricot), 1655 nucleotides long. It is a transcript of the gene SWI3B, whose product is annotated as switch subunit 3. The record is from RefSeq and is a predicted model, not a curated record. Gene Ontology annotation, molecular function: protein binding. Lineage: Eukaryota; Viridiplantae; Streptophyta; Magnoliopsida; Rosales; Rosaceae.